GGUAAUAUAGAGUUUUGUUAAAGGUUCGGCACUAGCACACUUUAAUACAGCAGUCAACAUUCACAGAUACACCCAAAAUUUAUGAGAAUGCAAGAAUUUCACAGAAAGUCGUUACAGCCGUGCGUAAAGAAUCUUCCCCGUGCACCGCUUCCAGGAGACAGUGCGCCGCAGCAAGUUUGCAAGCAGGUGCCGGACACCCCCGUAAAGCCGCCACCCAAGCCCGAACCCCGAAGAAAGCACUACCGUCAAUCCGGACCUUUGAUCAAGCCGCACGGUCACACCUGCCCUAGGAGUACGGACUUUUUGCUGGGACGAUCAGUAAGAUCGUGUACCACUCAACAACCACAGUCGCAGCUCCGGCAUUCCCUAUUGUGCUGUAACAGCCCAGGGUGCUAGCGAGAAUGCGCGGAUAAUCGUUUGGAGACCCAGAAAGGUGACUGAAAAUACACGAAAGAAUUGCGACAUUCAGCAACUAGCCUCCGCAUGGUGUGUUUUUCAUUGGUUUUGAUAGGAGGGCUUGACCGGACUGGUACCAGCUUGUGGGUUCCGUCUCCGCACACCGUGGCUUCUCACUCCGUGUACUCGGGGCGCCGUCUCCUGAUAGUCCUGCUGCUGGCGGGGUCGUGCGGCGUGCUGGCUUCGAAAAUCCGGGAAUACAGACGGGGACGCGGCCCGGCCAAGUGCGGAAGUGUAUGCGGCGGUGAGAGCGGGACCGAAUGUGAGGCCGGGUGUAGAUGCCUCAAAUUCCUCAACACGGGCCUCUGCUGGCCCAUGUUGGAGCAACCCAAAUGCGGCGGUGGCUGCGGCCCCCUCUUGAAGACCUACUGUGAAAGCGGGUGUACCUGCAUCUAUGACGGCUUCGAUGCUUUGGGCUUCUGCAUGCCGUACGGGACUGCCGAGUGCGGCGGUGAGUGCAGCACCAUGUUGGGCACCAGAUGUCCGGCCGAAUGUACAUGCGUACUCCGCCAGCCCCACAUAGCGGAUGGUGGUGGCACCUGCCGGCGAAUAAUGUCCGCCCGAGAGUUGUUAGGGCCGAGGUUCCAGGGAAACUGGUCCGACGCAGAAUUUAACGAGUGGAUUUCGCAGCGAAACUGGACCGAUGCCGAAUGGACCACCUGGUAUUGGCGCGUACGCGCCGUGGUUCCUUAGUGGCUAUGGUGGUAGGCUGCUAAGUGCGAGUUCGCGGGAUUGAUCUCCCCGCCACGGCUGCUGCAUUUCGAUGGGGGCGAAAUGCGAAAACACCCGCGUGCUUAGAUUUAGACGUACGUUAAAGAACCUCAGGUGGUCGAAAUUUCCGGAGUGCCCCACUACGGCGUGCCUCAUAAUCAAAAACUGGUUUUGGCACGUAAAACUACAUUAUUUAAAUUUUUAUUGCGGUGGAUGAACGGCCAGCAUUCUUUCCUCUGGACAUGAACCAAUCCAUUACUUCUUUUUUUUUCGUCGUUCACUCGGAAUUACAAAUUUUAUGCUUUUUAUGCUUUGAAUACAUGUUGUCCUGCUCCUUUUUGUUAAUAAAGUCAGGCGUCGUGUUUCAGUUGC
Molecule: messenger RNA, 1539 nt
Organism: Dermacentor andersoni
Lineage: Eukaryota; Metazoa; Arthropoda; Arachnida; Ixodida; Ixodidae
Source: RefSeq, a predicted model, not a curated record